Microplitis demolitor is the source of this 4813-nucleotide messenger RNA. Its product is annotated as zinc finger protein 33A. Lineage: Eukaryota; Metazoa; Arthropoda; Insecta; Hymenoptera; Braconidae. Gene Ontology annotation, biological process: regulation of transcription by RNA polymerase II. Gene Ontology annotation, molecular function: DNA-binding transcription factor activity, RNA polymerase II-specific; RNA polymerase II transcription regulatory region sequence-specific DNA binding; zinc ion binding. Gene Ontology annotation, cellular component: nucleus. The record is from RefSeq and is a predicted model, not a curated record. Bases 70 to 1608 code for a protein of 512 amino acids. The transcript has 3 exons.
UUCGAUUGCAGCGCGCUUCAGGUCGUAGGUUUCAUUUUUGCGCGGAUUUAUAUAUAAUAGUAUAUAAACAUGUCAGAAAUAAAAAUAAUUAAUUUAAGCAAUACAUGUCGUGUGUGCCUUCAACAAGAUUCGAAAACAAUGACGUCGAUUUUUGAGGACGAUAGUAAUAAUCUAGCUGAUGUUAUUAGUUGUUUAGCAGAUGUGAAGAUUGACCCGAAAGAUGGUUUACCAGAUGCAAUUUGUUUUAAUUGUAAAAGAAAAGUUGAAGAGUUUGAUAGAUUCAAAAAUUUAAUUAAACUUUCUGAUAAAACACUCAGAUCAUAUUUGAAAAUAAAUGAUGGAAAUAAUUCCGAGUUAUGUAUUAAUCAAGACAAUAUAUUUACUGAUAAUAGUGAUUCGCCAAUUACUUAUAUAGUUACGAUGCCGAAUGACUCAACGCAGAUAUGGGAUACUGCAGAUUCGUUCGAACUCAAAAAAAAUGUAGACGAAGAGACGGAAGGAGACAGUGAUGUGAAAAUGGAGUAUUUGUAUGAGACUGAAGAGGACUGCGGUGACAAUAAUAAUGAAAUAAGUGUAAGUAAGUGUAGAAAAAACAUUGAUAUCUAUUGCCAACUGUGCUCUAAAAAAUUCAGUUCACUCAAAGAAUUGAAGAAACAUGUAAUUGAACAUUGUUUAUUAAGUGAAACGCGAAAUGCGACCAGCGAAAAUUUAAUAAAACAAGUUCGAGAAGAAGAUGUCAACUCGAGUGAAGAACAAGAAAGUCCGCAAUUAUCAUUAAGCCCUUUAACGAAAACGUCAAAUUCGACAGAAGAUAAAUUAAAUAACGAAUCAAUUACUCAGUCAUCUAUAAUUACAAAAAAAGUAUCUGAAAAUCCACGAGUUAAAAAAACGAACAAGAAAAAAAAUGGACCGCAUCCUCAGCGGCGAUAUCCGAUAGUUAGAAAUAAAUUAGAUAGAAUAAUUGAUGAAGGCGGUAUUUGUUUAGGUUUCAAGUUCAAAGACAACUACUUUGAGAGUGUUGUGUUGUGCAAAUACUGUAGCCAAGAGUUAACAACAGACAUGAUCAAUGACCAUGCAAGUGAAUGUUCAAUUAAAAAUCGUAAUUUGAUAUGUGAAGAGUGCGGGAAACAAUUCAAUUUAUUUACUGAACUGAAAAAUCACAAAACAACACACUCGUCAAAACCGUUGACGUGCGUACACUGCAAUAUUAAUUUUUCAAAUAUCAGUACAUACAAUACGCACAUGAAAAGACAUACUCUCGGGAGCCGGUUUAAUUGUGAAACAUGUGGCAAAAAAUUCUUUUCAAACUCCGAGUUGAUUCGACAUGUACAGAAACAUUUAAAUAACAAACAAUACACGUGUAAUUGUUGUGAUGCGUCAUUCGUAACACGCCCUGAGCUAACGCGGCACCUCAAGUAUCACUCGGGGUUGAAAAAAUUCCAGUGUUAUAUUUGUAUGAAAACGUAUUACGAGUCAGGUCAUUUAAAAGUACAUAUGCGAUGUCACACUGGAGAAAAGCCUUUCGUUUGCCAGACUUGCAACAAAGCUUUUAUCACUAAAUCUAAAUUGAAAAGACAUGAGAAAAUUCAUAGCCCGAAAACUGAUUAGCAAGUAAUCAGGAGAUAUAGGGUAGAGGUGCCGUUCUUGGCCAGUUUUUGACCACUAAUUUUAAAAGGACAUAUUUUUAUACGCCCAUUUAACUUUAGUCACUAAAUUUAAAACCAAAAGCAUAUGAUUUGUCUUCAAUUGCAAAGCAUAUUGCAGAUUUAUUCUUAAAAAAAAUACGCCCGUUUUUCGCGCAGGGAAAAUGGAAAAAUUUUUAUGUGAUUUGACUGCUUAAAGGUGACUUAAGAGAUAAUGGGGUCGACGCAAUUUUUCGGCUGACAUACCAGCAGCUACUCGAAAUAUCUCAGAAAUUUAGACCCAGUAUAUUUUUUUUCUUUUUAUUAUGUUUUUUUAUUUCCCAUGAAAAAUGAUGAUCCUGAAGUUAGCAGAGUUAAAAAUUUUCAAAUUUUUUUUUUCAACUACUUAAUUUAAAAAAAAAAUAUGCACAUGUAGAAAAUUAAAUUAACUAUAGGUGCAAUUUUUUCAUAUAUAUAUUUUUUUCCAUUUUAUUGUUUAAAAAAAAAUCCAAAAGUUAAUUAAUAACACGUUCUGAUUAAGUAUAUGAAUAAAAAUAUGUCCUUUUGGAAUUAGUAACGCGUGUUACAAUAAAAAUUUUAUUUUACACAUUUAAAUUAAUUGAAACCAAGUACUAAGUGUCCAAAAAUAUAAGUGGCCACAAACGCUACCUCAACUCUGAGGUAAAGAUUUAAAAUUUAAAUAUUGAACCAAAUGUACAGAAUGAUAAUAAUAAUAUUUUUAUUUAUUUAUUUAACAAAAUAAGAAAACCCAUGGUAUGUUAUUUCAAUUGUUUAUAUUUUUUUUUAAAACUUCUUAUAAUAGAGAGUAUGUACAUACUACAAAUCCAGUUAACUUACUCAUCAAAAUGUAUAACAGGUGUUUAUUACCGCGUCGUCGCUUUGUUGAUACAACGUAGAGAGCUCCAACACACAUCAGUCGUGGUUGGGAGUGUGAACUUACACUUUAUCCGCAUACUCUCAUCACCACGCAACCCUAACGAAGCUUCUCUUUACUCUCUCCCUCUCUUUAUCUCUCUAUCUCUUUCUCCCAGUGCUUCUUUGCAUACUUGAUUACUCGACUGUUUUAUCUGCUGGCCAUUAGAAUGCAAAUUUUUUUUUAACAAGUUUUAUCUCCGCACCAGCAGGUAUGUACAUAGAUAGAAUGUAUAACUAAAGAUAGUAACAAAAAAAUUAGUUUAAAGGCAUCAAGAAGAUUAGAUCGAUAUCAAAUGCACGAAAGCACUUACACAAAGGGUUACUGAUACAUUUUUUAUUCUUCUACUCUUAAUUUAUAUUUUUUUUAUUUUAUUUUUUCUCGCCGCGUCUUAAAACCACUCACUCUUUAAAAGUACCUUUAAUUUUUAAUCCAGCAGAGCGCCAGAAAGUACACUGAUAUAAUUAACGCCAGAGCUUAUCCUUUUCUCAGGAAUUUUCUUAAUACGGCUUGAUGGUUGCAGCAUUUGUGUAUUGAAACAAGUCAAGAGAUAGUGUGGAGACGAGACACCGCCACAAGCUGUUGGGUUUCAAGUACUCUAAGUAAACCUGGUACCUGCUAAGUACCAGCAUAGAUCGUUACCGUAAUACUAUACAACUGCGCGUUUCAAACAUCUUCCGGAUGAUAUUGUCAUGAGUAUAAUAGUGAUACCGCUUUAGAUUUCAAGUUAUACAACUCGCCUGUCGUGCUCAACAAUACCUCUUAUCCGCUGUAUCAUAAUAUAUAUACAUAUUAUAAUAUGUUUAUUAAACUUUGGUAAUACCUUACAUCCAUCAACGGUUUAUUCAUUUAUUUAUAUUAUAUUUUUUAUUUUUUUAAGGCCAUUCGCAGACAGUACUUUCCAGUUUUUGAAAAUUUUCAAUAACUGUCAUAAGUGUAUUGAAAUUUUAUCAAUUAAUUAAAAAAAAAUUAAGGGAAUUUUUAGACAGUGUCGCCAUUUUUUAAAAAUAUCAAAUGACUGAACUGUCAUAACAGUAUUAAAAUUUUAUUAAUUAUUUUCAAAAAAAUCAAAGCAUUAAUUGGAAUAAAUUUCAGCAAAAUCUUUGUGUAAAUUUUAUAAUUCGAAUUUUGAAAUUCUGUAGGCUGAAAUUUAUUUAACAAAUUUUGUUUAAGUCCUAAUUCAUAACAACUUUAAGUAAUUUUUUAAAAAUUCUAUGUCCCGGCGAAAUUUUCCUCUUUUCAAUUUUUUUUUUAAUUAAUUAUCAAAAUUUUAAUAGAGUCAUUACGAUCGAAAGUCAUCAAAUGUUUUAAAAAAGUGGGGGAGACUGUCUGAGAAUGGCCUUAAAGGACUAAUUGAAAAAAGGGCAUCGUGGUUACAAUUUCGCUGAGUUAUAGAUUAAAAAAAAUUACUUACCGUGGUUAUUAAUUGGGAAUUAAUCGAAACCCUAAUUGAUCAAAACUGUAAGUAAUUAUUUUUGAAUUCUAUAUCCCCGCGAACUUGUCCUUGUUUCAAUUAAGGUUUUAUUUUUUUUUUUUUUUAAUAACAUAAAAUUUUACUACGGUUAUGACAGUCAUCAUUGCAUAUUUUUAAAAAAUGCGGCACUAUCUUCGGAUGCCCUCAAUACCAAAAGUUUAAUUUUCACAACUUUUUUAAAGAGCGUCGACCUUUCGUUCGGUAAUUUAUAAAAUACGUAAUAUAUGCAAUUCAUUUAAAAUGGUAAUUAAUUUUUUAAUAAUUACUCAACAUGUAAAUAUCAGCGUCCCUUUAAUUACUUGCAGCAAUUUAUCAUUAAAAAUUUAAGUGAAAUGACAGUUUCACUAAUUACAUUAUAAUUUUAAUUUUAAAAUAAUCUAGCCGUCAGAAAAUUUAGUAUCUGACUAUUAUAUUAAUACUAUAUUGUAUACUUUUAAACUUUUUAUCUACUCAUUGUGGUGUUCAUUCAUCAGGAACAAGAAAGACACUUUGAGAUGUAGAACUUGUGUGCAAGUACAACAAUAAAGUCACGAGAGUCUCUUGUGAGUUGUCUUCGUUGUCAGAAAACCAGAUAUUUUUUGCUUCUAUUAUUAUUAUUAUUUAUUUCUUAUCUCUUGUCAUAUUCUUUUUAAAUUUCUUGCUCUGUUGCUAAAGUAUAAAGAGUUAGGUGCCGGCAUUUCUUGUAUAUACAUUGUUUCCCGUUGACAAUUCGCACUCGGCGUUUUUGCAGAUCGAUCCUGUCAGCAGAAGUAAAUUCUUCAUAAUACACAGCAGCUACAGCCA